Molecule: messenger RNA, 4169 nt
Organism: Anopheles coustani
Lineage: Eukaryota; Metazoa; Arthropoda; Insecta; Diptera; Culicidae
Product: homeotic protein proboscipedia
Exons: 5
Coding region: 628-3228 (866 amino acids)
Biological process (GO): immune response; protein polyubiquitination; antigen processing and presentation of peptide antigen via MHC class II
Cellular component (GO): lysosome; cytoplasm; late endosome membrane
Molecular function (GO): zinc ion binding; MHC protein binding; ubiquitin protein ligase activity
Source: RefSeq, a predicted model, not a curated record
GCAGUCGAGAACACGUAGCGGUCGUUGGUGGACUGCCAAGCGCUUGUUAUAUCGAGUCUUCGGCGCACUCAUCAGCUGAGCAAUAACUGAUGCUUUAGAAAAAGUGUAGCUGGUGAUUAGAUUCUAACAAACAUCGUUCAAUAAGAAAAGGAAUAAAACCCAACAUCAACAACCAAACGUCAAAUGAGUGUGUUCUAAAUAUACACAAUUUCAACCGUAUCGUGUAUCGAAGCGAAGCGGAAAGGUCAUCGAAUGUGGAUACAGUGAAACUAGAAUCGAGAGAAGCAGCAAAGAAAGAUCCGGCCCGUGUGUUGUUUGCGUGUAUGUGCAGGGAAAUUUCGUGACCUAGCGGGUUGCCCCCUCAUCGUGUACACGCACCCCAAAGGGGGCUGGCCGGUGCCAUAGAUAAUUGGCCAUGGUCAGCGGUUGAAGCGCGGAUUGAAGGCCAUUAACGCCCGACGCCGCAAAUGCUGUUGGAGCAGUGAAAAGCAGCAAUUUUGGUCGAGAAAAACGCACCAUCCCACGCACCGAAAGGAAACGACUGGUGAAAGGGCCACUAGUGAGGAGCACUCCAGCGCAAAGCAAAGCGGACGCCCCAUCGAAUACGCGAAUCCGGACCGGAACAAGAUGUCGAUAUCGAAUGGGAAAACGUCGUCCGAUAUCGAGAAUGUGGACUGGAACUCGUCCGGGAUGCUAACGCACACCAGAUAUGGCUCCACCAGCAGUCAAGUGUCGCAGAGCAGUGGCGACAUUUGCCGUAUCUGUCACUGCGAAUCCGACACGCUCAACCCGCUGCUGACGCCCUGCUACUGCUCCGGAAGUCUGAAGUUCGUGCACCAGACGUGCCUGCAGCAGUGGCUGACGGCGUCGGAAACGAAUGCCUGCGAGCUGUGCAAGUUCCCGUUCAUCAUGCACACCAAAAUCAAACCGUUCAACGAGUGGCGAAGCUUGGACAUGUCCGGUGUCGAAAGACGGCGACUGUGCUGCGCGGUGCUGUUCCACUGUGCCGCCGGCCUGUGCGUCAUCUGGUCGCUGUGCGUGUUGAUUGAGCGAGCUGCCGAGGAGGUGCGGCGCGGUCAGAUCGGUUGGCCCUUCUGGACGAAGCUGAUUGUGGUCACGGUUGGGCUGACCGGUGGCGUCGUCUUCAUGUACAUCCAGUGCAAGCAGUACUUGAGCCUAUGCAACCGUUGGCGCGCGAGAAAUAGAAUACUGCUCAUUCAGAACGCCCCGGAAAAGAUUCAUCCACCACAGUCGCCGCAGAUGCCCCAGUUCCGGCGGGUACGGACGGCGGCCACAUCAGGACAACAGCAGCAGCAGGCGCUCCAGCAACAGCAUCCAUUCGGGGCGAUGGGCAUCAAUGCGGUGAACAAUGCGGUCAGCGCGUCGGCAGCUUCCGCCGCCGUCCUCGGUAGCCAUCACAUGCACGUACGAUCGUCGUUCGAUCAUCCCCUCGGCACGGGGCUGGGGCUGGGCGGUUCCGCAGGCGGAGGAGGGAACCACUGCGAGCUGCAGCUGAAUCAGCAGGGACAGAUCAUCGCGGCAAACAUCGAAAGUAAUUCGAUCGAUCGGUACGAUCGCGACUGGACACUGGACGACAUCAGCCAGGUGUCGUUCAAACCGUGCCUCCAGGGAAGUGGCAGCCUUACGCCGAUGCCCUUCCACGACUCGCUGCACAACGUGUGCGAAUCGAACGGUGGUGGAAGUGUGGUGCCGGCUGCCGGUGCUGCCAUACAACCAUCCGCGCAAUCUGCCUCUGGUGAGCAGAACAUGAAUAACAGCUCCAACACUAGCAGCGGAAGUGGCGGCGGCCCUGAGUUGAGCUUGCUGAACAAACUGAACAACAACGGUGCGGAACGAAGCGGAAGCAGCUCGCCGAAUGUCGCGAUCGCCGCCACAACCGCUGCACCGGGCACCAUUGGACGCUACGUAAACUCGGCCAUAUUCCUCGAGAAUCGUGAUAUACUAAACGACCCGUCCGGUCCAGGAGGAUCGGUCAAUACGGAAGCGGUGACGGUAGGGGCGGUCGGUAACAACAAACUUUACCAUCGCCACUCAACGGUCCUGGCUGGUGGUGUGCCGCCGUCCAGCACUUUUGCCCGAGCCGAUGGCGGUGAAGAGGAAAGUAAUGGCAGCGCCACAGGUGGACAGGAGUGGACUCAGGAUCAGCAGUCGGGGGGAAGUAAAGCAUUCCGUCGCUACUCGGACACCAAAUUGUUGCAGAAGCAAACGCUCAGCUUCGUCCAGCCGUCGGAACCGCUGGCGCUCUGUGAGAUUGGCACGCACACCAAAGACCAGCUGUUGCUGAACCCGAAGAGCAUCAUCUACGACAUGACGAAUCUGCUCGGUCCGGCGGUGAUCAUUCCCGGGGAGCAGGAUGGAGGGACAAACGACAAUGUGUCCGGUGCACCCGGUAAUCAUCGGCACCAUCAUAGUCACCAUCAUCAUGGGCAUCAUCAUCAUUUGCAUCAUCAUCGGCACCAUCAUCCGUAUCGGCACCAUCAGCAGCAGCAGCAGCAGCAACAUUCCCCGGCGGAUCGAGCGACCGGAGACGACACACUGCCCUCCACCGACAUCCAGUUUGAUGCCGGUGUGGAUGAUGAUGCACUGGAGAUGAACAUACAGGAGAUUCUGGACUACGAUCAGCAGCAACAGCAGCAGCAGCACUUUUUCCCCAACGAUAGGAAGCACACCGCACAGGCAAAGGCCCCGAACGAGCAGCGACUGUCGCUGGAGAACAUUCUGCAAGCGUCUUACCAUGACGAUCCAAGCACGGUCCCGAGCCGGCCGUACUAUGACCACGGUCACGCACCGAUCUCCCUCAGUCUCUCUAGUAAAACUCCGCCGGGGGGAGGCACGGUAUCUGGCCGGAUAAUACCGUCACAACAGCAUCCGCACCAACAGCCAGCAUUGUCGUCGUUUUCGGCCACCGGCGGGGCGUACCCUCAUCCACGUUCCACGAUGGCCGGUACGAUCGUCGUUUCCGGCGGUGUUACGGAUCAUCCUCUCCGAUCGCCACCGGUACCGGAAAUGCAAUCGUACCAGCACCCUGCCGGCCCCCACCAUGCUCAUCCACAACUCCAGCAGCAACGUUCGCACUGCAACGAAUCCUCCGCCGGUACCACCGGGCACCGGUUCGGGGGCACCAACGAGGGCGGGACUAACAGCAAGCACAAACUGUUCAAAUCCCUGCCCAAUCUGAGCGCCAGCAGUGAAAAUCUGCUCCCGUAGAAUGGACCAUUGGUGGAGUAGGGUCGCGAUUAUUUAGGAUGAGGCUGACGUGCGAUUAAAUAAACAAUGGUAAUAUAUAUGUGAUUGUUCGCUAGAGGUAAACCAAGCCGUACGACGAUAUUUUAGCAGUUUUUUUGCAUUAUGUGGUACUCAAUCUUAUAAACUUUUAAAACCGAUGUGAAUAGGUGAGAAAACAGAAUGGAUUAGCGAGUGCCAGAAAGCGAGUGUAGACUCAGCGAGAGAAACGGAAGGACAGGCAGAGAAAUGCGGGUUUUGUCCAACGGAAAAGGGAAAAGAGGGCCAUCGUCAAAUAACAACGGGGGCCUGAUGGUGAGAAUGCGUAACAGGAUUGGAUCAAUCAAAAGAAACAACAAAAAAUACUCCGUUUUCCCCCAACUUUACCGUUCUUCUCAAUACUCUAUCCUCCAUAGUAGUGACGUUUUUAAAACAGUGAACUUGCUAAAACCAAUCUUAACUGCAUCCGUAACCGAACUCUGUUGCUAAAAGUUUUCUCUGACUGUUGGCCAAAUUAUUAUUGGCCCCGCCACACAACCCCCGUCGGCCAGGGUACUCUUUGUAGAUAGGCAGCAGCAGCAGCAGGAAAGUGCGUGUGUAGGAAACAGAUAGUCACAUGUGGUAGAUGGGAAAUGUCGUGAUAGGAUGAAUGAUAAUGAUGAGAUGGUGACUAAGAAGAAUCUUUUGGAUUAGCAAAAACAAAACAAAAAUUAGAUAAAGCAGGAGACGCCGCGACAAGAUUUUAAAGCCUUUCGGAUACUAUUCCAUCCCACCCUUCGUUGUUUGAGUGCUAGGGAUAUUAGGAAGAAAAGAAUGGAAGCGAGCAACGGUGGAACAGGAUUUCCCAUCCAAGUGCGUGCGGACUGGAAAGAAACUUGAUUGUACAUUUAAUACUAGCGAUAGAUGAAUGAGUAAAAUAAUUUUAA